GGGGUUUCUGUCGACGUUGUUCAGGUUCAGGUUGAUUCUUCAUGAAGUAGUGAAUCCGAACCCUUCUGCUGGGACCAGAGAGAACCCUUCUGCUGGGACCAGAGAGAACCCUUCUGCUGGUUCUAAUGAGCCGGUACCGGUCUAAACUGAGACCAUGCUGAAAUGGCUUUCCGGUGAAGAGGGAGAGCCUGGCUCUGUAGGUCCAGGCUCUCCCCGGGCUGCUGCUGCUGCUGUUGCUGCUGGUGGUGGUGGAGGGGUUGCUGUAGAAGAAAUGGCCGAGCGGCUCACUCAAACUGAGCUGCUCGUCACUCAGCUGAAGGAGAUAAUCCGGGAGAAGGAUGCAGCACUUCGCUCCAAAGACGACCAACUAAAGGUGGAAAAGGAGACAUGUGACGCCAAGUUGUCCAAGCUGCGUCUGCAGAACAAGGCCAAGGUGACGUCGCUCAACGCACAGCUGGAGGAGCUGAAGAAACAACAGGGAGGUCAGGGCACGCCAACACACAGCAAAAAGGGGUCAUCGGAAGGAGGAGGAGAGCACGCCAGUCGGGGCAAGAUCGUCCUGCUGAAGAAGAAGGUUGAGGAGCUAGAACAGCAGCUUGCACAAAGACAGGAGGAACUGGAACUCAAGAGGAAGGAGGUGGAGUCCCAGCGGCAGCGGGGCGAGGAAAUGGACGCCAUGCUGACGGAGAGGGACAGGAAGCUGGCGGAAAAAGAGGCCUAUAUUGUUCACCUGCAAACAGCGCUGGCAGGAGAUCAGCCCAUCACACCUGCACCACAACAACAGGUGGCGGAGGACAGCGGAGCGAUGCAGGAGCUGCAGCUGCUGGUGCAGAGCCUGACCAGGAAGGUGGGAGAGGCGGAGGAGCGCUACAGUUUGCUGAAGGAGCAGACGGACAGCCUCAAAGAGCUGCUGGCCACAGAGAAGGAGCAGUACGUCCAGAAGGAGAACAUGUACAAACAGAACAUCCAGACAUUCAAAGACAUCAUUAUUCAGAAAGAUAACCAGCUGACGGAGAUCAGCCAGAUGCACGAACAGGAGCUCUUCAAGCUGGCGGCGAAGUCUGAUGCCAGCGCAGACUUAGAGCAGCUUUUGAAGGCUCUGAAACAGAAGCUCCAUGAGAAGGAGGAGGUGCUGCUGGGUAAAACGCAGGUCAUUGAUGUUCUGCAGGGAGAGGUGGACGGCAGGGACCAACAGAUAAAGGAGCUCGCGGAGCGGCUGCGUCGGCUGCACGUAGAACGAGAGAGCCUGGAAUCCAAGAUGGAGGCGGAGAAGCACGUGAUGCGAGCGCAGCUUCGCGACCUGAUGGAAAAGCAGCAGGCGGAGGUGCGGCGAGUGACGGAGCAGCAUCAGGCCCUGAUGGCCCAAAUGCAGCAGGAUCUCCUGGGGCAGCUGGAGGAGCUGAGGAGGACCUCGAGAACAGCAGAACCGGCUCCCAGUCAGGAGGCCUCAGGAGGUGGAGGCAUGUCUGCAGAUCCAGCCUCCAUCCAACGGAUAGCUGAGCUGGAAGCCCAAGCGAAGCAGAAAACAGACGAAGCCAGCAGAUCAGAGGCCAAGUUCCUGAAGAUGAAAGCCUGGUCUAAAUCUCGGAUCAGACACCUGGAGGAGGAGUUGAAGAGAAGUCAGGCUGGAUCUGCCCCCCCCGACCUGACCGCCCUGCGGAGUCGUAUCACAGCACUGGAGGAGGAGAGAGAGGAAAACCUCUGGAAAGUGGAGCAAUACGAGGAGCUCAAAGCAAACAACGAAAUGCUGGUGGCGAAGCUGGUGGUCUACGAGGAGCAGCAGAGGACACUACAAGCAGACCUGGAGCAGUUCACUAAGAGGGCCGCCUCUCAGGCCAGCGAGUCGGGCAGCGCCGAUGACACUCAGAGCCACGUUCUGGAGUGGCAGGAGAUGGUAGCUGAGGCGGUCAGCGCCAGGGACCGGGCCAAGGAGGAGAAGGCGGCCAUGGCCCUCCGCAUCAGCCACAUGGAGGAGGAAAGAGAGGAACUGAUUGAGGAUGACUGGUUCUUUCCUGGCUGCUCCGAUCCAGCACUGGCCACUCGGCAGCAGGAGUUGGAGGAGGAGCUGACUCAGGCUCGGGGGCUCGGCCCGCACCGGGCCAAGAAGCUGGCGGCUCCGGCCCAACGGAGCCUGCAGGAGGACUUUGAGUUCGACGGUCAGGCGUCGUUCCAGGACCCGCGGAGCGCCUCCGAGAGCACGACCCCGAUGGAGGGAGAGAACAUGGGAGGUUGGUGGCCCGAGUACAGUACUCCCGACACAGACGGUUUGCGGUCCGUUGUGGAGGAACUGGAACUGGAACGGAACCAGCUGCAGGAGCAGAUCCUGAGCCUGGAGGAGCGCUGUCAAGACCUGGAGGACCGGCUGCAGCUGCAGGCCCGCAUAGAGGCCUUACAGGUGACGUUUGAUGUAGAUGAAGAUGAGCAGCCAUUUUGGGUCUCUCAGAACGAGUCUGAGAGACUACAGAUCCAACUCGCCGGCGUCCGGAGUCAACAGAGCCGAGACGCAGAGAAGCAUCAGCUGCUGGUGAGCAGCCUCAACGAGCAGCUCAAAGGGCUGAGUAACACUCAAGAGUGUCUAGAGAGCUCGCUCAUCGAGAAGGAGAACACGUUGGCCAAGACGUCUGAGAAGCUGGAGCUCAUCAACGGCCUCCGAGAAUCUCUGAGUGAGAAAGAAGUUCAGUUGAAAGACGUGUCUGAUAAGCUCCUCCAGGCUGAGCACGCCCUCGAGAGUGUUUCUAGGAAAUGCAGCAGCUCAGAGAAACAGCGCUCUGAGAUGAAGACGGAGGUCGUCGACCUCACGCAGAAGCUGAGCGUGCUGAAGGAGAAGACUCAGAAGCAGGAAGUCACCGUAGAAACUUUACAGACCGAGCUCGAUCAGACGAACGAGGAGCUGGACAAACUAAACUCGAACCACCUGGAGGAGCGAGCCCAACUCAUUCACGACCUUCAGAGCCGCGAGCGGGAGAUCGACCGGCUCAGAGACGUCGUGCUGGAGAAGGACGAGGAGAUAUCCACCCUCUCCGGGAACAUGGCGGAGUACGCAGAGCAGGUCACGGCGCUGAAGCGGGAGGUCAAACUCAAAGAGGAGAACCUGGUUCAGGUAGAAACCGCUCUGAGUAAGGCGGAGCGGGAGGCCACGAUCAUCAGAGAGUCGCAGACUUCAGACCAGCGAGAGCUGGACGGCAAGAUCUCGGAGCUAGUGGAGAAAGUGAAGGACACGGAGGUGGAGUUGGUGAAGGCCAAAGAGGAGAGAGAGUCUAACAUGGCCGAGGUGGAACAUCUGAUAAAGCAGGCCGAGGAGGACAAGAGAACUAUUCAGGAGCUUCGGGGGGAGAUCCAGAAACAGAUCGUGAGCCAACGUAAUCAUCUCUCUGAAUGUGAAACGCACAUCACGUCACUGAAGGAACAGCUGACGUUAUCCAAAGACAAAAAUACAAGCAGUGAGCAACUCCUGCAAAGAGAGCUGAAAUCUGUCAAAGAUGAACAGAACGAACUCCUGGCUCAGGUGGAAAAACACAAUAAUGAGAUGCAGACGUUGUCAAGACAGCUGGAGGAGCAGGUCCAGAGUGAGGAGCACAUCAAGAAGGACAUGCAAGAGAAACUGGAAACCAUCACAUCGCUGGAAAACCAACUAAAGACAACCGGCGAACGGGCCGAGGACGAGAGGCGGAAGUUCAACACCGAGCUGCAAAACCGGGAUUCUGAAAAGGAGAAACUGAGCGACGAACUUCAGAGCAAAUCUGAAAAUAUCUCCAAGCUGAAGAAUCUGUUAAAAUCCGUGAAGAUGGAGAAGAAGCAGCUGCAGGAGAAACUCAAAGGGCUGACGGAGGAGCUGGAGCUGCAAAAGCAGAACGUGAAUCAGCUCGGUGAAAAGGUUUCAUCUGCUGUUGAGCUCAACCACAGCCUCGAGAAUCAAGUAGACGUCCUCAUCAAAGAGAGAGAGAGACUGGAGCUGGAAGUAGCUGAGAGUGUGGAAACUAUUUCACGAGUUACACUUGAAAAGGAUUCCCUGCAGGCCCAAGUGUCCGUGUUGGAGACGCAGCGUUCACAGAACAACACGAUAAUCGAAGGGCUGGAGAAAGACAAAGAGGAUUUGACUCUUCGAACUAACGAGUUGAACAGAGUUUUUGAGCAGAGCGCUAACUCGAGCUCGGAGACGCUGCUGGCAAAAACAAACGAAUGUAGUGAACUGAGCCGGCUACUGAGGGAGAGGGAGGAGAAGGUGAAACAGCUGCAGGAGGAAGUGCAAAACUUGUCUUCGCAGGUAGAGCAGCUCCAGCGAGAUCAGACGCAACUUCAGGAAACGCUGUCUCUGCGGCGAGAACAGGAGCGCAGUCUGACGUCUGGCUUAACGGAGAAGGACGCGAUGCUGAAAGAGAAGCAGGACGGGUACCACAGAUUGCAGAAUGAAUUUACACUCCAGAAAAGUAUCGUAUCCAAGCUGCAAACAGAAGCUGAAUCGCUCGGUGAAGAACACUCACAGCUCCGCCGGCAGAUCGAAGAGAGAGAAGAGAUGUUGAAGAACGUGACACAGCAGUGUGAAAAACACAAAGACAAACUGAACGACGCAAACAACGCCGUUAAGUCUCUGAGCGACCGGAUCCGUGUGGCGGAGUCUGAAGCCGAGCUGAGGCGAACGGAGGUGGCGAGCUUAAACGGCCACAUCCAGGCGGCGACGGAGGAGAACCACCGACUCCGCUCUGCUUGUGAAUCCAGAGAAAAGGAGCUCGCUCUGCAAAAGCAGGUUCUGUCGGACCUUGACGGACGGCUUAAAGCAACUCUUGAAGAGAACGCCGGUUUCAGCGUGCAGAUCAGCAACCUGACGGAAAACAAUCGGAGGCUUCAAGAGGAGCAGGAGCAGAACAUCAGAUCAGUUUCUGAGCUAACCGCUGAGAGGAAUCUACUGCGAGAACAAAAAUCUGGGCUUGAGAUUCAGAUCUCAGAGAAUCAGAACACGAUCGACGGCCUGUCGAAGGAGAAGGAGAAGCUCGCCGCUGCAGGAGACGAAUUAAAACAAGAGAAAGAGUCAAACUCUGCAGGUUUGCUCGAGAAAACGAGCGAAUGCGCUCAUCUGUCAGAGCAACUCGACGGCUUAAAGAAGCAAGUCGGUCAACUCGACACGUCGUUGAAAGAGAAAGAACAAACGUCGUCCGCUCAGCAGAACCAGCUGCUGCAGCUUCAGGAUACUGUGUCCAUGCUUCAGGAGCAAGGAUCCGUGCUCAAGACGGGGCUGCUGGAGAAAGACGCCAUGUUUCAGCAGAAAGCAGCAGAAGUCGAGCAGCAGAAAGCGCUCGUAUCACAGACGCAGGCUGAGGUGGAGCAAAAAGAACAGACAUUGAAAGAAGUAACACGCGAGUUUCAGAAGCACAAAGAGGAGCUGGAUAAACGGAACGAGUCGGUGAUCUCACUGAGCGGCCAGCUCGGCGCCAUGAACGAGAGCGCCGCAGAGACGGAGGCUGAAAUCGCCAACCUGAAGGCCGCCGUGCAGAAACUCACCGCAGAAAACAGUCAGCUGACACAGACGGAGGACCAGAGGAGAGCAGACGUCGUCGACUUUAACGAUAAUAUCCAAGCGCUGACUGAGCAGAAUGCGAGAUUGAAAUCUGAGCUUCAGAGAACGGCGAUGGAGUUGUCCAAAGCACACGAAGAGGUCGCGCAUCUCAAAACGGCGGUCAGUGAUUGGGACGACAAACUCCAAACUGCAGCCUCGGAGAAGGAAAGGCUUCAUUUGAUCGUGAAGGGACAAGACGAGUCCCUGAAACAGCAGGAGAGUUUGAUCCGGCAACUCAACGGGAGAAUCAGUGAGCAGGAGGAGCAGCUGAAGCAGAAAGCAGACGACAACGACAGGUUGAGUGCAAAAGUUUCAGAGCUUGAAGACUCUGUCUGUAAACUCGGAGGACAAGUUGACCGUCUUUCUUCAGAGUCUUCCGCGCUGAAAGAUAGUUUAGAGAUUAAAGAAAAGUCAAGUCUUGAAUAUCAAAGUCAUUCUUCAGCUGCUGUUGAAAAUCUCAGUUCAGAUCUACGAGCCAAAGAAGUGGAGUGUGACAGCUUGAAAGAAAAGACCUCACACCUUGAAGAAUCGGUCACAAAGCUCAACGUCGCCCUCCAGGUCCAGAUAUCUGAGGUGGAAAAUCUGAGAAAGGCCUUGGAAGAAAAAGAGUCAAAGUCUCUUCAGGAUAUUCAGAGACGAGCAGAUGAGGCGUCGCUCUUCAAAACUCAGUUCGCGGAGAGCACCGAGUUGGUGUCACAGCUGCAGAGUCGUAUCCAGCUGCUGUCCGCCGAGUCGGAAAACCUCAAAACUUCAGCCGGAGAAACACAAAGGGCCUUUAACGACCUACAGGAGAGAUACGCCACCAGCUUAGAGGAGCUGCGAGACGCGAGGAAGCAACUGUCCCAAAGGACCGAUGAGGCGUCCGGCCUCCGGAAGUCACUGAACGACACCGGUAACGAACACCAGACCACGAUAGAAACACUGAGACGCGAGUUAUCAGCGAUGCGUCGCAAACUAGAGAAAACCGAAGACUUGAACUUGAAUCUUUCGAAGGAAAAAGACGAAGCUUUUGAUUCCCACCAGGCGAGCGUGUCGCUGCUGACGGUCGAAAUAGAAAGACUGAAAUCGCAGCAUCUUCAGGUCGUGGCGCAGAUGAACGCGCUGACAGAAAACCUGGAGCAGAGGGAAAUGGCUCUCCACGCUAUCAACAGUCAGUACACAUCGCAGGCCAAACACACAUCCCAGCUGCUCUCAGAAAUACAGAAACUAGAACAGCAGAACAAGAGGCUAAACGAGGAGAUUAGCUCGUCAAAGGAGGAGCACCAGAAGCGUCUCGCGGCCAGUGGUAGCAAAAACGCACGUUUGCAAGAGGAAGUUAGAAAACAUGUCGCAGAGAGGGAGGAGCUGGAGAAGAGGCACCAUCAGAUCCGGGCAUCGCAGGUUCAAAUGGAGCAGCGGUCCGGCAGCAUGAAGGAAAUAAUGGAGCAAACCACGUCGGAGAAGGAGAGCCUUCAAGCAAAGGUUAGUGCCAAAGACGAAGAAGUGUCUCGGUUAACAGAAAACAUUCAAAAGAUAGAGCAGAUUCUGCAGGACUCUGAGAGAGAGUGGCUGUUAGUUCUGGAUAGAGAGAAACAGGAUAAGAACCUGCUCGCAGAACAGCUGCAGAGUGUUGAAAAUGAAAUGAAAUCUAAAGAUGUUAAAGUUAAUGCUUUGAAAGGAGACUUGGAUCGUUUGCAGGAGAAACUAGCGGUAGCUUCCUCCGCCAUCAGGCAGGGAUCCGAUCAACUGAGUGCUAAAGAGUCGGAGGCGUCAGCGUCCAGGAUUCAGCUGGAGAAGGUGUUAGCGUCUGUCCAGGAGAAGGAGAACGACAACAAUCAUUUGCAGCAGGCGCUAAACGCUGCAGAACACCAGUUACAAACAGUCUUAGAGAGAAAAAACAAAGAGUCCUCUGUAGAAAACGCCUCUUUACAGGACCUGAUAAAACAAUUACAAGACGGUCAUCAGUCUGAGGUAGACACUUUGAAAAAUGAGUUGGAUAAAACCGUCGCACAAUUACACAAGACACAGACUAAAGGAGAGAGGAGUGAUGAGGAGAAGGGUCAACAAAUUGCACUUUUGCAAGAGAUGGUGGAGCGUCUACAGACGGAGUUAGAGACGGCGAAAGAAGCUGCCGUCAAACACGCUUCUUUACAAGGCGAAUCGCAAGCUAAAGACGAGCAGAUCAACUGUAUGAGCAUUCAGAUCAGUCAGCAGAAGGAGCUAAUGGCUGGACUCAGUCAGCAGUUAUGGGAUAAAGACGCAUCCGUCGCCCAAGUCAUCGAAUCUGCCUCCAAUGAGAGAAUGAAACUCGCGGCGCAACUGGAAAACGUGGAGCAAGAACACAAAACCUCCACGGAGAGGCUCGGAGAGAUUUCUCAGCAGCUGGAGGAACGUAUUUCAAACUCUCAACGUGAAAUAGAGACCAAGAAUUCAGAGACGCUCGAGCUGAUGAACAAAAACAAGGAUCUAAAGAGCGAACUAGCCGCGGUGUGUAAAGAAAAAGAUGCAACGAAGAAGAAGCUUCAAGCUGCUCUCGUCGUCAGAAAAGAUCUGCUGAAAAGAAUCGAACAAUAUGAAAAUGCAAACGAUAAAUCUGAGGUUUCACUUUUACAGGACACAUUACAGGAAGUAACAAAUCGAGCUCAGGCCAGUGCGCAAAUAUACGAAGAAAAUGUUUCUCUUCUUGAAAAGAAAAUUCUUGAGCACAAAACAGAAAGUGAAAGACUUGUGGAGCAAUUAGAGUCAGAAAAACAAGUUUUGCUUGCCGCACUCGACGAGAAAGAAGCGUGUUUGGUUGAGAAAAGCUCCCUCGUGGAGCGGCUGCAGUCCAUCGCCGCCCAGAAGGAAGACGCGUUGGAGCAAGACCGGAAGAGCUCGGCGCAGAAGUUAGAAGAGCUUCAGAAUGAGUUAAAGGAUAAGUCUUCCUCCGCUGCCGCCGCUAUUGAUUUAGAAAACGAGCUCGCUCAGAUGAAGCUGGAAAAAGCAAAGAUACAGAAGAAGGCGCAGGCUGCCCUGCUGGCACGCAAAGAGACGCUGAAGAAAGCUCAAGAAAAUGAAAAGAAAUUAACUCAAGAACUGGCUGAGCUGAAAGACGACUACAAGGCUCUCCUGGAGCAACGCUGCCAGCAGACCAACGAGCUCAACGCCGUCCAGAUGAACUUCGACGAGAAGGUCCGAGAGUUGGAGGAGAUCCGUAAAAGCUCUCUGUCUGAUCUGGAUGAGCUGGACACGUUGAGACAGCUCGUAGAGGAGAGGGAUAAAACCCUACAAGAUCUGAAGAUGUCUCUGGCUGAGAAGGAGAGCCAGUGCCAUUCUCUGUCAAACCUGCAAAUGGAGCUAGAAAACGUUAAAUCCAGAUUCGAGAGCGCGUCUCUUGAGAUGGCGAGCAAAGACAAGGCUCUGGUAGUCGCGGAAGCUUUGAAAGCAAAACUUCACGCGGUAGAGGACGACUUAAAGAGAGCUCGUGCAGAAGUAAAAGAGAAAACGGAAGAAGUUGAGAAACAUCUGGAAGAGAUUAAAGCUGCGGAGCUGAAGAGCCGACAGGAGAAGCAAGUGUUGCUGACCCAGCUGAGCGUCUCGGAGUCUGAGAAACAUCAACUGUUGAUGGAAGAAAACGAGGCUCUGUUGGAGAAGAGUAACCAGAUGAAAGUGGAACUGGAGACAGCCGUCUUUUCAAUUUUAACCAUCCAGAAGACGUCUGCAGAAACGCAGCAGCAGCUCAGCGACGACAAACGUGCUUUAACGGAGGAGCUCGAACAAACACAACUGCGUUUGGAUUCGUUAAAGCAAGAGAAAGAAGAUGCUUUCAGAUUAAUGGAUGGACUCAGAGAUGAGGUAGCCACGCUGAAGGAGAAAGUAAAAGAGAUCAAAUGUGCUGAAAACGUUGAAGUGAAGCUGAAGGAGAGAGACGACGCCUUGGUGGUUUGUCAGGCUCUGGUGUCGGAAAAGGAAGAACUAAUCGCUGCACUUGAACUGCAACUAAAGCAGCAGAUUAGAACACACGAAACUGCCGUUGAGAAGAUGAGGACGGAGGCCGACGAGCUUCAGAAAUCAACAAACGAUCAGGACAACCAAAGCAAAAUCACUCUCCUGACCAGGAAACUUCAAGCCGCUUUAGUGUCGAGGAAAGAGCUCCUGAAGGAAAACGCAACGCUCAAGGAGGAAGUAGAAAAGCUGUCGGCCAAACACGAAACUAAAGAAGCCGAGUACUUUAAUCUGGAGUCGUCGGUGCUGAAGUUGAGACAGCGAAACGUGGACCUGGAAAUCUCCGUGUCGUCGCUGAACAAGGAGAAAGACGAGCUGAGCACUGAGGCCGACGGCAUCUUCAGCGAUAACCGCAGCCUGUCGGCGGCCUGCGACAGCCUGAAGCUGACCAUAGAGAACAUCACACAGCAGAAACAGGCCUUCUCCUGCCAGCUCGAGUCUCUCAACGAUUCUCAGGCGGAGGAGCUGUCCAAGUGGAAGACGAAGCACGCCGAGCUGAAACAAGAGUAUGAAUCUCUUUUACAGGCUUAUGAAAACGUCAGCAGUGAAAUGGAUAAAAUGAGGCAGCUUUUAGAGGGGGCUAAAAGAGACCGGCAGGAAGCCCUCAGGAAAACCCACAAACAGGAGGCCGAGAUGGAGAUUCUGGACAAGCGAGCUAAAGAGACGGAGGAAGAAAAUGCAAGGAUUAAAGAGAGGAUGCACAAAUUUUCCAAAGAGAAGCGGCAGAAGAUUGAAGAGCUGGAGGAAGAGAAUGAGAAAAUGAAAAAAGAGCUGGCUGAGCUGGAAGAAAACCACAAAAUGGCGGUGUGCGAUCUGACUGAUAGACAUCAACAACUGGAGGCUGAGCUCCGCAGACUUAAAGAGACAUCGGAGGAGCUCAGAGAGAAGCUCGCCGAGCUGGAGGCUGAAAAUAACCAACUGAUGGAGAAGCUGGAAGAAGCGAGCGGUUCGCUGGAAGAGAAGCACCUGGAAUCAAAAACGUACACAAACAACAUGCAGCUCAAACUGGACGAAGCUCUCAGUUUGAAUAAUUCGCUGACCGCCCAGAUCGAGGCCCAGAAAACAGAACUGGGUGCUCAGUCGGAAAUCAACAACGUAUUGCAGAAGGAGAAGCAAAAUCUCUCUGGAAGAAUCGAGGAGAUACAGAACGAUCACGAGCUGCAGCUGGGGAAGAAAGACGACGACAUUAAAGAGCUCAAGGACGUCAUCGACGGACACAACCGCGAGACCAUCAGCCUCAACGAGAAGGUGAGGAUCCUGGAGGACGACAAGUCUCUGCUGCAGGAGGAGCUGGAGAAUGCUCAAGAGAUUUCAGACAAAGUGAAAAAUGAAAACGAAUAUUUGGAAACCGUGAUCCUCAAAAACUCAGAAAGGAUCGACGAGCUGACCGAGUCCGUCUCCGUUUGGCAAACCCAAAGCGCACAGCUGUCCUCUCAGCUGGCGGCGAGCAAAGAGAUGAGCGGUCGGGUUCGCCAGGAGAAGGAGGAGGAGCAGCUCAAGUUGGUCCGAGAGUUCGAGGAGAAGCUCAAGACCGUGCAGAGAGGCAGCGAGGGCUCCAAGAAUGUGAAGAAAGAGCUGCGAGAGCUGCUCAGAGAAAAGCAUCAGGAGAUCAACCAGCUGCAGCAAAACUGCAUCAAAUACCAGGAAGUGAUUUUAGAUUUAGAGAGCGCUCUGAAGAGCUCGCGGUCAGCCGGCGAACAUUCUGAGAAAGAGCUGAAGAAAAGUUCGGAGAAGAUGUCGGCUUUAGAGGAGAGAGGUAAAGGAGUUGAAGCUGAGCUGACGACACACAAGAAUCUCCUCCAGCAGGCCUCGGAGAGGAUCCAGAGCGUCGAGUGCGAGCGAGACCAGCUGGCUCUGGACCUGUCGCAGGAAAGAAAAACGGUCCUGGAGGAAACAAAAUCACCACAAAAUACAGACGAGAAACAAUUUUAUUUGGAGAACCAGUUCAUGUUGCAGCAGCAGAUAGACGAGCUGAAGGAGCUAAAAGAUAAAGAGAGUCAGAAAGUGACUGAACUGAGGCAGCACCUCGACUCUCAAGAUCUCCAGAUAAACACUCUAAAAAGAUCCGCUGUGACUAACGAGGCGAAGCUGUCGGCGUUAUGCGGCGCUCCUCAAGGUGCGGACGCAUCAAAACUUUGGAACGACUUGUACCAAAAGACGUUACACGAGAAGGACAGCCAACUCCUCGAACAGGGUUUCGUGAUCAAGCGGUUCCUGGAGGACAUGAGAGCGAAGGACAAAGAGGUGAAUGAGCUGCGAGUGACCAAGUCGAGACUGGAGAGGACUCUGAACGAGUACUCCGUCGCCGCCGCCGCGCAGCAGAGACAGCUGUUCAUCAUGAGCGCGAGCAACGCCGAGCUGAGCGAGACGGUGGAGCUCAUGGCCGUGCAGGAGAAGGAGCUCGGCGCUCACGCCAAACGAUUGGAACAAGAUAAAGACGCGCUGAACCGACAGCUCGCCGACAGAGACGACUUGAUUUCCCAGAUGCAGCUGAAUCUCCAGCAGACGGAGAAGAUGAACGCAGACGCAGACACUCAGCUGCUUCUUUUACAGUCUCAAAACGACAGAGUUCAAGCUGACUUUGAGAAACAGGAGGGAAUGUCGCUGCAACUGAAAACACUCCUCCAGAGCAAAGACGCUGAGAUCUCCUCCCUGUUGUCCUGCAGAGACGGACAGAUGUCAGGAUAUCUGGAACAACUCCAGGCUAAUUAUCGCAGCCAGGUGGCGGUGUACGAGGACAGGUUGAUUUCCUCACGCUACCAGAGAGAAAAGGCCGACAAAGAGUUGAGAGGCCUUGAAGCGAAGGUGAAAAGCCUGCAAAUUAAAGUGGACAGGUCUACCCAGGAGAAGGAGCACAUGGCUGCAAAGAUGGAGUCGUUCAAGAACUCCAUGGUGUCUCUGCAGAGCGAACGGGAGCGACUGAUGUCAGAAUACAGGAUACUUGAAGCAAAGAGUCAGUUGGGGUUGAAGAGUAAAGAGGCUGACGGGGAAGGUGGCACCACCAAAGGCCUUAAACACGAAAUAAGAAAACUGCUGCAUCAAAUGGACGAUCUGAACUCGGAGAACGCGAUGCUCAGGGCUCAGCUGGUUCGCUACAGAGAGGACCUGAAUCAGGUUUUGUUCCUGAAGGACAACCAGCUGAAGGUGCUGCUGAAUAAGCAGCAGGAUGUCAUCAAAACCCUGGAGAAGCAGAAGGCCGCGGCCGAGAAGCAGCACAGGAAGUCUCGGUCGGAGCUGCAGGAGGAAGAAGAGGCGAGCGACACUUUAAGAGCAGAUAUUUCUAAACUUAAAGCUCAGGUUUCAGGCCUGGAGGCUCUAAAGAAGGAACGAUCGGCCACUAAUGAAGGCAAAGUGAUUAGUGAUCUGCAGGAAGCCGUGGCGGUCAAAGCAGCUGAGUGUAAUGACCUGCAUCAAAGACUUCUCUCUCAGAAAACUCUUACUGAGGAGCUCAAGGAAAAAAUGCAGCUGGUGGAAAAUGAAACAGACAAAAACCUGGCUGAAGCUGAGGACAAGUACAACAGCGAGCUGGACACGUUCGAGCGCGAGGUGGAGCUGAUGAGGAACGAGCGGGAGGCGGCGGAUCAAAGGGCGGCGGAGCUCGCUAAAGACCUGCUGGAGAUGGAGCAGCAGUUAUCAGACGCAAAAACGCUGAGCAAAGACACCAAGGCUCAGAACGAGUCCAUGUGCAGAGCCAUGGCCGCUCUGCAGAACGACCGAGACCAGCUCAUCGAAGACUUCAAGAUCCUGAGAAACAGAUACGACGAAGAACUCCAAGAGACUCAGGCGGCCUUGAACAAGGUGGAGCGCAGUCUGCAGGACGCCAUCGCUGACCUGGCCAUGUUUGCCAAAGAGAGGGACGUCCUCGUUGGUAAACUAAAAGCUUUAGAGAACGAAGACGCACACGCAGAGCUGAACAAGUUGUUGGACGUGCUGUCGAAGGAUUUGUCCGAGAAGGAGAGGGAACUGAAGCGGGUCGUCCUGGAGAACAGCAUGUACGGCAGGCAGCUCUCGGCGUUCUCCAGAUCCAUGGCCAGCCUCCAAAACGACCGCGACCGGCUGAUGGAUGAGCUGGCCGGGGCCAAAAGAGUGGUGGUCGAGUCCAGGCAAGGGUCGAGCCCAGAGGCCGUCACCUCCGUGAGUGUGGAGCGGUCAAAAGGAAGUGGCGUCGGCGCCCUCCAGAGUGAGAACGAAGGGCUGGAGGCGAAGAGGCAGAAGACGGACGAACUACAGCAAACGGUGAAGAAGAUGCAAACUGACGGACUCAGCAGCUUCCAGCAGGAAACAGCAGAUCUGAGAUCUGACGUAGAGAGGACGGACGCUCUGCCAGUCAAGCAGACAGUUGUUCUGGAGGAGGCGGUGAGUCGGUUGGAGGCGGAGAGGAUCCAGCUUCACGGAGACCUGCAGCGCUGCUUGUAUGAGAUCCAACAACGAGACCAGUACAUCCAGCAGCUCAACCUGAAGCUGCAGCAGGCGGUGGAGGAGAAAGGUGCGGUUGCAGCUCAGCUGAGGGCCGUAUCACAGACCCUCAGGGACACCCAGAACCGCUGCCACUGGCUGGAGAACCAGGUCCAGGUCCAGGUCCAGGGGUCAGUAUAUGCUGAGGUUGCACCCGGAGCCCCCCAGGAGAGAAGCAACGACUCCACCGUCGCUGAAACUGCUGAAGCCAGUCUGCUCCGAGAGAGGCUGCUGGAGUUGGAGCAGAGUCUGACCGAUGAGAGAGGGAGGAGAGAGACGGCCGAGGAAGCUCUACGUCUGUCUGAGGACAGAGCAAAGAGCGUCGGCGCCGGUCUGUCCAGAGACGCUCAGAGAGACUUCAGUGUCGACAUGGAAACAGAGGAAGAGUGGGAAGCUCUGAGCCUCAACCCCAACCAGCCUCUAAUAACACGAAAGGUGAAAGGCGGCGUGGCGGCGUGUCGACGCUGGCUCAGAGGGAGGAGCCUCUACUUCUCCAGGCUGCUGACGAGCCGCACCCGCUCUCGAUAUCUCUUCCUGGCCUACCUGCUCACGAUACACGUGCUCGUCCUCAUGUGCCUCUCCGGCGCCCUGUAGCCUGGAGGUCACGCAGGUUCAAGCUAUAUAAACACAGCGUGGUGGAGCGGGCAGCUCACGCCUAUCCUCGCCAGAGAGGAAAUGAUCUGAUGACAUCACAUUCUGCUGAAUAGAGCGCUGCAGGAAUGAGUCCUGAAACCUGGAAAUGAGUGAUCAUGAUGUCACUUCCUGUUCCCUCGUCUGGGGGUCAAUGGGUUUUUAGUUAGAUGUCUGAAAUCAGGUCCGUGGUUAAAUGAGACUACUAGACGCCAUCACGCCGUCUCGUCCUCCUACUCGCGCUCAUGCGACCGCGGUGUAGUUUGUUUAUAACGUUAGCUUCUUACUUUCUGCUGAUCACAUUCACGCUUCAAAAAUCAUAAAGUGGCGUUCAUUAGUGGAGGUUAUCUUAUUACUGAAUCCAUCGUAAACUAGGGACGUGACCAUGGGGACAUUUACCCACCGGUUAAUAAACCCGUGACAACACAGAAAAGAUGGCGGUCAACAUGUGCAGAGCGCUGACUCUGAUCUUUACCGUCGGGUGGCGAUGUGUCUGGCCUCUCCGAUCGAGCUUUCGUUGCAGGGCUGCAGGUUUCCACCCAGCACACACCGCUCCGUCCUCC
This is a messenger RNA of Sebastes umbrosus (honeycomb rockfish), 15162 nucleotides long. RefSeq names its product golgin subfamily B member 1-like. NCBI's taxonomy places the organism in Eukaryota, Metazoa, Chordata, Actinopteri, Perciformes, Sebastidae. Gene Ontology annotation, cellular component: Golgi apparatus. The coding region runs from base 155 to 14563 and encodes 4802 amino acids. The transcript is spliced from 31 exons. The record is from RefSeq and is a predicted model, not a curated record.